UUUUCCUAUUUUGUGAGAAAGCUUAAGAAAUUGAAGAGAAAGAAAGCAAUUUAGUGGAAGUUUUCUUAUAAUUCUAUAAGCUCAAUGCCGGCUAAUAUUCGUCCCAUUAGUCAGGAAUUGGCUAAGGUAGCAAAGGAGGAGUUGAAUGAAGUUCCCGAGAGGAUUGAAAAGGAUCUGCAGGUACUCAGAGAAUGGAUCAGGAAGCAACCACAUCUCCAUGCCAGGACAGACGAUCAAUUCCUCAUUGCUUUUCUGCGAGGGUGCAAAUGGAGUCUUGAGAGGGCAAAAGAGAAGAUUGAGGACUUCUACACUCUACGUGGACGAAUGCCAGAAAUUGUAAAAGAAAGAGAUCCGCUGAAUGAAAAAACAAGAAAAUUAAUUCGUUGUGGCGUUGCCCUCCCACUUCCAGCCACUGAAACACCCGGAAGUCCUCGGAUAAUGCUAAUCCGUCCAGGAGCGUACAAUCCUGAAAAAUUCACCUUCACCGAGGUGAUGAAAGUGGGCAACAUGGUGAGCGAUUUCGUAAUGCUUAACGAUGACAAUACAAUGAUUGCUGGACAAAUUGAUAUCCUGGACUUGGGUAAUGUAAUAGCUGGGCAUUUUCUGCAAAUGAAUCCGGGAUUGGUGAGAAAAAUCACACUCCUGACACAAAAAGGACUCCCAAUGCGUCAACUGGAGACGCACUGCAUCAACACACCUCCUGGAUUUGAGACACUCUUCAACAUGUUCAAGGGAUUUGUUAGUGAGAAGCAGAGAAAUCGCAUCCACAUUCAUGGAAGCAACAUUGAGCAGCUGUACAGGUACAUCCCCAAAAGACUCUUUCCGGAUGAAUAUGGCGGAGAAGCCGGGAAGAUUGAGGAAAUUAUUAAUUCUUGGGAGCAGAAACUAACUUCCUACGCCGAUUGGUUUAGAGAAGAUGAAGAUUUCUACGGGGUAGUUGAAUCAAAGAGAAUAGUAGCCUACAGGGAUGCUUCUCAGGAAUUUUUUGGUCUUAAUGGAACUUUCAGAUCUUUGAAUUUGGAUUUGUUGGCUGAAAAAAUGGCACAAAUUCGUCCAUUAAGCAAGGAAUUGCAGGCUAUUGCGCAGGAGGAGCUUAACGAAGUCCCGGAGAGGAUAGAGAAGGAUCUUCAGGUGUUAAAAGAUUGGCUCGCUAAGCAGCCACAUCUGCAUUCCCGUACGGAAGAUCAAUUCUUAGUGGCAUUCUUGCGAAAUUUCCGUUACAGCCUUGAGAAGGCUAAAGAGAUGAUCGACUCCUACUAUUCCGUUAGAACAGCUAUACCGGAGAUGCGUAAAGAUAGGGAUCCCCUGAAUGAGAAGAAUAGAGAAAUCGUGCAAACAGGAUACUCCCUCUAUCUGCCAAAAUGCGCACCAGGAGGUCCAAGAAUUUUCCUCAAUCGCGUCAGCGCGUUCGAUCCGAACAAGUACAGUAUCUAUGAACUGAUGAAGGUUGCCAGUAUGAUUAACGACAUAGCCAUAAUGGAAGAUGACAAUGCUGUGAUUUCUGGACAUAUUGACAUUAUGGAUCUCAAAGAUCUCACAAUGGCACACUACUCCGUCUUCACGCCAACAGUUCUCAAGAAGCUCAUCAUGAUUGCCCAACAGGCUACACCGUUGCAUCAGAAGGAGAUCCACUACUUGCAUCUUCCUGCCACUAUGAAUACGCUGUUCAAUGUUUUCAAAAAGUACUUAACGGAAAAAAAUGGCGUCAAAAUCUACGUUCACAACAACUUAGAGUCCCUACAGGCUGCCAUAUCGUCUGAAUUUUUACCUGCUGAGUACGGAGGACAAGGUGGAACAAUAGCUGAGAUUGCAGCUAAUUGGGAAAAGAAACUUCUCGAGAAGAGAGAAUGGUUCUUGGAUGAUGAGAAAUACGGAACAGAUGAGAAGAAGCGAAGAGGACCACCCCGAACGGCAGAAACUAUGUUUGGAUUCGAAGGAUCAUUCCGUCAGCUUGAAUUUGACUAAUCCUGCUACUUUGCGAAGACUUCCUUUAUCCGAAAUUCAGACAAUCCACAAAACAAUAAUCAUUUGUAUUAAACAUUUUGAUAUAAAUAAAGUCUUGUUUCAUCUUUAAACUUAAUCUUUGUAUA
Molecule: messenger RNA, 2090 nt
Organism: Lutzomyia longipalpis
Lineage: Eukaryota; Metazoa; Arthropoda; Insecta; Diptera; Psychodidae
Exons: 4
Coding region: 85-1965 (626 amino acids)
Cellular component (GO): membrane
Molecular function (GO): phosphatidylinositol bisphosphate binding
Source: RefSeq, a predicted model, not a curated record